Messenger RNA from Meloidogyne enterolobii, 342 nucleotides. The record is from the annotation of a GenBank genome assembly. NCBI's taxonomy places the organism in Eukaryota, Metazoa, Nematoda, Chromadorea, Rhabditida, Meloidogynidae.
AUGGUAAGGAAUACCGCAUUUUCUCGAUUAAUUUCCCUGGGGAAUUAUUUUUUCAACCCUUCCUUGGCAUUGGGAAUUAAUCGAGUGAGGGGAAUUAUUCGAGUUUUGGUAUUUGAACGAGCAGUAGGAUAUUUGGGAAAGAUUAUUCAACUCAUCUUUAUAUUAACUAUUUCUUUUGCGUGUAUUAAUCUUGUUAAAGGCGCAUGUUGUAAUAAAAUGAAAAAUGGAGGAGUGAAGUGCAUUGACUGUCCUAAAGGAUACACUUGCAUGAGGGGUUGGAGUGGUAAUUAUUGCGGUAUUCUCCAUGAUGAAUUGAGGCGAAGAGGAUUGCCUAGAAAUUAA